Penicillium samsonianum is the source of this 1182-nucleotide messenger RNA. RefSeq names its product putative cell wall glucanase (Scw4) (gene scw4). Lineage: Eukaryota; Fungi; Ascomycota; Eurotiomycetes; Eurotiales; Aspergillaceae. The record is from RefSeq and is a predicted model, not a curated record. Bases 1 to 1182 code for a protein of 393 amino acids. Gene Ontology annotation, biological process: cell wall organization. Gene Ontology annotation, cellular component: extracellular region; cell surface; fungal-type cell wall. The transcript is spliced from 3 exons. Gene Ontology annotation, molecular function: glucan endo-1,3-beta-D-glucosidase activity; 1,3-beta-glucanosyltransferase activity.
AUGAAGCGCCUUACUCAGGUGCUUAUCGGCCUGCUAUUUGCAUGUGGUGUUUGCGCCGAAGCUGGGGUCGAGAAACAAUCCAGCGGAGAUCUCGCUAAACCACCCUUUACCAAAGAGGUAGUCGCCUGGGUCAAUGAAAAGGGAGAGACCAUCAGCACAGAAACACACUACGUUCAGGCCUUGGGCUCUGCACUACAAGAGAAACAACCCCCAAUAUCAAUCCCAGACAAGGAUGGCUCAACUAUAGCACCGCCACAUGUACUACCCAAGAACAACGAUGACAUGAACGACCGCCCCAUCCCAGCCAAAGGCAAACCCAAGGAGCUACAACACCCACACGCCCACUCCAAACUGCCUGUUCCUGAUCCCCAUCCACACCUGCACCCGCACGCCCACUUCGGCAUCUCCUACUCCCCCUACAAAGCAGACCGCACCUGCAAGAACCAAGAAGAAGUAAACCAAGACCUAGACCGAGUCUCCGAAUACUCCUUCAUCCGCAUCUACGGCACAGACUGUGACCAAACAAAAACAGUAACGAACGCCGCACGGCGCCACAACAUGCGCGUUUUCGCCGGCAUCUACGACCUAACCGAUUUCCCAGGAAGCCUCAGUGCCUUCGGCGACUCCGUAACAGGCGAAGACGGCCAAAAAGACUGGUCAAUCUUCCACACGAUCGCCAUCGGCAACGAGCUCGUAAACGGCGGCACCAAUUCCGCCAGCGACGUCGUGACAGCCGUGCAAAAAGCACGCUCCGUGCUCCGCGCACAGGGCUACACAGGUCCCGUCGUCACAGUCGAUACCUUCUCCGUCCUACUCGACCACCCGGAACUGUGCCAUGUCUCUGACUACUGCGCUGCGAACUGCCACGCUUUCUUCGAUGCUACGCAACGUCCUGCUGGGGCCGGUGCGUAUGCGCUCGAGCAGGCGCGUAGUAUCUCCGAGAGAGCGGGCGGGAAGCGGACUAUGAUUACGGAGUCUGGGUGGCCGCAUGAUGGGGAUGCGAAUGGGGGUGCUGUUCCUUCAGUGGAUAAUCAGCAGGCGGCUAUUGCGAGUUUGAGGAAGAGUUUUAAUCAUCGGAGGGAGGAUUUGGUGCUUUUUACUGCUUUUGAUGAUCUUUGGAAGGAUGAUAAUAUGUAUACCUUCAAUGCAGAAAAGUUUUGGGGGAUUCAUGGGGGUUUGUAG